GAGCACAGUACACUAAGAAUCGGUGAAGUCAACUCCAGGGUUCAAUUUUUACGCAAUAGGUUUUACAUAUACUACAUUUUAGCACAGUGUUCGGACAUGGCCAAAAACAGGAAGAAAGCGACAUUCCAUUGGAAAAGGCUUGUGGCUCUCGCUGUCAAUAUUUUAAUCACGAGGGUUUUUGUUUGUGAUUGCAAAAUUCACGCAAACCAAAAGGGAAUCGAUUUGCCUGAUGCAAAGGACAUGCAGCACAAUAACCCAAUCAUCUUCACUUCAAUUGGACAACUUCAUCUCUCCUUGUCCGCAACAUAUUCAAAAAGAAUCCGUCCGGAAAGGGUGGUGCUGAAUGUCGGACAUGGUCUCAAGCCCACCAUUGGAUACUUCGUAGCCCCACGGGACGGAAUUUACUUGUUCAACUUCGCAGGAUUGCUGAAUGAUGUAGACAUUGCAAAUCAGUGUGUUUUGCUGCAGCACAUGGGGCACGAGGAAUACGAUUCCGAGUUGACCUGGAAACUCCCAGACCCGAUGACUCUCGCUGGCCACAGCCUAGUGAGCAUGAAGAAAAGUGAAGUCAUGGAAUAUUUCGGAAGAGCGGAUUCCUCUACCACGGACUACUUGAAUUCCCUUGGCUUUCUGCAUAAUAACUGGUGGCGACUCAGUGGGAGACUCAUUGCUGAUUCAAAUGACCUGGAUGCAGUUGCCUUCUCAGUGGCAGAAAUACCGGAUGACUCUAUGGAGUCUCCCAAAGAAUUUCACUGGAAUAUUGGCAAUGGAUUCAACAGCGCCAAAGGAACUUUCAUCGCUCCUAAAGCCGGCUUAUAUCACUUCUUUCUGCAGUUUGCAGGACAAGGAAAUCAGGGUGAGGCAAGGAUUGAGAAACCGGACCUUGUGUUAGCUGCAGGAUUAAUCGGGGAGUUUGAUGAACACAGCGUUGAAAUUGACACCAUCUGCAAAUUGGACGAGGGAGAAUCUGUUUUCGUUUCCAUCUUGGGAAAGAUCGUCGUGAAUCUUAACGAAAUUAAAUUCUCUGGAUUCCUUGUAAAAUGA
Notodromas monacha is the source of this 1044-nucleotide messenger RNA. The record is from the annotation of a GenBank genome assembly. NCBI's taxonomy places the organism in Eukaryota, Metazoa, Arthropoda, Ostracoda, Podocopida, Cyprididae.